Messenger RNA from Drosophila serrata, 2258 nucleotides. Its product is annotated as solute carrier family 35 member E1 homolog. The record is from RefSeq and is a predicted model, not a curated record. NCBI's taxonomy places the organism in Eukaryota, Metazoa, Arthropoda, Insecta, Diptera, Drosophilidae.
UCACACUGGCAGGUACACGUCGAAAACAAACAGACGACGUUUUUUAUUUAAAACCAAAAUCAAGCGCAAUGCAAUAGUCGCCGUGUGCCGGAAAGCCUAGCAGACCCGCAGACCAGGCCACCAGCUCGCUAGCUACCAGGCCCCGCACUUGCCACCGCUUCGAUUUGCGGCCGAAUCCGCAACGGGGGACUUGAGUGCCGCCACGAGAGCAAGGCAAGGGCCGUGAUUCCCACGGACAAAACAGAACAGAAUGCUGGGCGGCAAGCGGACGGGAUCGCGGCACGUAGCCGUAGUGCUGCUGAUGUGCUUGUUCUGGUAUGUGAUCUCCUCCAGCAACAAUGUGAUCGGCAAGAUGGUGCUGAACGAGUUCCCCUUCCCGAUGACCGUAACGCUGGUGCAGCUGUGCAGCAUAACGCUGUAUAGCGGCCCCUUCUUCAAUCUGUGGCGCAUCCGGAAGUACCAGGAGAUACCGCGUCCUUACUUCUACCGGCUGAUUGUGCCCCUGGCUGUGGGCAAGCUGCUCGCCUCGGUCACAUCGCACAUUUCGCUGUGGAAGGUCCCCGUUUCCUAUGCGCACACAGUUAAAGCCACAAUGCCACUAUUCACCGUCGUCCUUACGCGCCUCUUCUUUGGCGAGAAACAGCCAACGCUCGUGUACCUGAGCCUGCUGCCCAUCAUAACGGGCGUGGGCAUUGCCACCGUCACGGAGAUCUCCUUCGAUAUGAUGGGUCUGAUCAGUGCCCUCAUCUCCACGAUGGGCUUCUCCAUGCAGAACAUUUUCUCCAAGAAGGUCCUCAAGGAUACCAACAUCCAUCACCUGCGAUUGCUGCAUCUGCUUGGCAAGCUAUCGCUGUUCAUCUUCCUGCCCCUUUGGCUGUAUAUGGACAGCUUUGCUGUCUUCCGCCACAAUGCAAUCAAAAACCUGGACUAUAGAGUGAUUGCCCUGCUCUUUGCGGACGGCGUGCUCAAUUGGCUGCAGAACAUCAUCGCCUUCAGUGUCCUCUCGCUGGUCACACCGCUCACGUACGCGGUGGCCAGCGCCUCGAAGCGAAUAUUCGUCAUAGCCGUUUCGCUGCUAAUUCUGGGCAACCCCGUAACGUGGAUCAACUGCCUGGGCAUGACACUGGCCAUUGUCGGCGUUCUGUGCUACAAUCGGGCCAAGCAAAUAACCAAGGGACGAGAGGCACCCACGUUGCCGCUGUCCCAGAGCUCGCACAUUAAGUACCAGCCGCUGGAGCAGCAAACGGAUCCCUAUUACCGGGGCUCUGUCAACGGAAAGCUAUCCAAUGGUCUGCACCGGGCGACGACAAUGACGCCGAGCAAUAGCCUGCUGGCGAAUGGCAGCGGAAUGCCAAGCGGUACGGCUGCCACGCGGCUACUGUUUGUGUAGUUUGUAGUUUAGUGAAUGACGUACACCCCGGACUCUCUCCAUCGCUCCCUUUCUCCUCCUCGCCGUCUCUCUCUCUCACUCUGUGUCUCCCUUUCUCUCUAUCCAUCUCCCCUUCUCUCUUCGAAAUGUAUGUAAAGUGUACAUAUGUAUUUGUUUAGCUUGUAACUAAACGUUGUUCCUUAUCAGACCAUCUCCCAGAGAGCAAGCGCUUAUCUUAAUCGCUCUUUUGGAAGCUGAAAGAUUGAUGAAAGAGCGUUAGAAGAGGCGCUCAGCUGGGGAACAGCAACUUGUUUUCUACAAGCUCUAUGUAUUAUACACAGCUGACUAAAGAGGCACAACUUUAAAGGCAGUAAAAAAUAAUAUUAAGUAAAAUCCAACUUGACGAAGAAUGAGAGUUAAACCCUAAUGUUUACCUUUAAGUUGAACAUAAAAUUAGCUUGAUUUGCAUUUUCUUUUCCUCAACUUUGUAAUUGAAAUUGAAAAUGGAGAAAUACGACUACGUUUUUAAGUGAAUUUCGAAAAAGGUGCUAAGUAAAACAAACGAAAAAAAUAGAAAGAGACUAUCGAUGAAAACAAAACGAUUUACAAGAAAUUAAAACAACUGGCAAGUCGAAUUUAUGUGCGCUUGUUGUGCCUCUUCAGUUGGCCCAAAAUGCAAAUUGUAUUUUUGAUAAUAGAGAUAGAGGCGCAACUGUGUUUGUAAAUAAGUAUUUUGUGUGUCCGCCCGAUUUCCAUAUCCCCCUCUUUCCCUAUCCCUUGCCCCUACCCCGCUAGUUUCGAAUUUGUUUUUGAAUUUCGAAUAAGCCGAAAAGUGUAUUCAGAAUAAAAUUGUUGACCAUGUACAUAGGCACAGAUAGCAAAUGCAAAU